CCCGGGAUCGGUCUCUCACUAACACCGCUAUCUCCACCAUCAGCUCCAGCGCCGCUGAUAGAUGGCUGAACGCUCCGGCACUCCCGCAUCUCGGCUUCAGACGCACCGGUGAUCACCAUGUCCCAGAAAUCCUGGAUAGAGAACACCUUCACCAAGAGAGAAUGUGUCUACAUACUUCCAGUUUCAAAGGAUCCUCACAGGUGCCUUCCAGGAUGUCAGAUCUGCCAGCAGCUUGUCAGGUGCUGCUGCGGCCGGCUGGUCCGGCAGCACGCCGGAUUCACCGCAAGUUUGGCGAUGAAGUACUCGGACGUGAAGCUGGGUGAGGGGGCGGGGUCAGGGGCGGGGCCGGGGGCGGAGCAGGAGGAAUGGAGCGUGGAGAAGCACACGGAGCAGAGUCCCACCGACGCCUACGGCAUCAUCAACUUCCAGGGGGGGUCGCACUCCUACAGGGCCAAGUACGUGCGCCUCUCGUACGACUCGCGCCCCGAGGCGAUCCUCAGGCUGAUGUUGAAGGAGUGGCAGAUGGAACUUCCUAAAAUCGUCAUCUCGGUACACGGGGGCAUCCAGAACUUCGACCUGCACCCCCGAAUCAAGCAAGUGGUGGGGAAGGGUCUGAUCAAAGCGGCCGUCACCACCGGGGCCUGGAUCCUCACCGGGGGGGUCAACACAGGUGUGGCCAAGCAUGUUGGUGAUGCACUGAAGGAACACUCGUCCCGCUCGGCACGGAAAAUCUGCACUAUCGGUGUCGCCCCGUGGGGGGUCAUCGAGAACCGGAAUGACCUUAUCGGGAGAGAUGUCGUAGCCCCGUACCAGACCCUGCUGAACCCCCUCAGUAAGCUGAACGUGCUGAAUAAUUUACACUCUCACUUUAUCCUGGUGGACGAUGGAACUGUGGGUAAAUACGGGGCCGAGGUCAACCUGAGGAGAGAGCUGGAGAAACACAUCAACCUACAGAGGAUACACGCCCGGAUCGGACAGGGUGUACCCGUGGUAGCGCUAAUAUUUGAGGGAGGGCCCAACGUGAUCCUGACGGUGCUGGAAUACCUGCAGGAAAACCCCCCCGUCCCUGUGGUGGUGUGUGAGGGAACCGGACGUGCCGCAGACAUUCUGUCUUUCAUCCACAAACAGACUGAGGACGAUGGUACUCUUCCAGACGGUGUUGAGAUCGACAUCAUAGCGACAAUCAAAAAAACCUUUAACUUCAGUCAGAAUGAUGCUGUGCACCUCUUCCAAACGCUCAUGGAGUGUAUGAAGAGCAAAGAGCUGAUAACAGUGUUUCACGUGGGCUCAGACGAUCAUCAGGACAUCGACGUGGCCAUCCUGAAAGCUCUGCUGAAAGGCACUGACGCAUCAGCGUUUGACCAGCUUGUGCUGACGCUGGCCUGGAACAGAGUGGACAUCGCAAAGGAUCACGUGUUUGUUUAUGGACAAAAGUUACUGGUGGACUCUCUGGAGCAGGCCAUGCUGGACGCUCUGGUGAUGGACCGAGUGGAUUUCGUGAAGCUGCUGAUAGAGAAUGGAGUGAGCAUGCACAGGUUCCUCACCAUCUCACGCCUGGAGGAACUGUACAACACGAAACAGGUACCAGCGAACCCCACCCUGCUCCAGCUGGUACGAGACGUCAAACAGGGCAAUCUUCCUCCCAACUAUAAGAUCACGCUGAUUGACGUCGGCUUGGUGAUCGAGCAUCUGAUGGGCGGGACGUACCGCUGUAACUACACACGCAAACGCUUCAGGAUCAUCUACAACAACCUGCACGGCAACACCCGGCGAUCAGGUCGUGCCCCGCCCAGCGCUCCUCCGUUACGGAAGAACCACGAAUCGUUCAGCAUGCAGGCCAACAAGAAGGAGAAAACCCGCCACAAUCACUUCAUCAAGACCGCCCAGCCCUACAAACCAAAGCUGGAGUCGGGCAGCGAUGCCCAGCUGAGGCGCAGUAAGGAGGAGGUGGUGGACAUCGACGACCCCGAGACCCGGCGCUUCCCGUACCCCUUUAAUGAGCUGCUGGUGUGGGCGGUGCUGAUGAAGAGACAGAGGAUGGCGCUGUUCUUCUGGCAGCACGGAGAGGAGAACAUGGCAAAGGCCCUCGUGGCCUGCAAACUCAGCCGCUCCAUGAGCUACGAGUCCAAGAAGAGCGACGUGGUGGACGACACGUCUGAGGAGCUCAAGGAGUACUCCAAUGAGUUCGGCCAGUUGGCGGUGGACCUGUUGGAACAGUCGUUCCGGCAGGAUGAAACCAUGGCGAUGAAGCUGUUGACAUACGAGCUGAAGAACUGGAGUAACUCCACCUGUCUGAAGCUGGCCGUGUCGUCGCGACUCCGCCCGUUCGUGGCUCACACCUGCACACAGAUGUUGCUGUCAGACAUGUGGAUGGGUCGGCUCAACAUGCGCAAGAACUCCUGGUACAAGGUGAUCCUGAGUAUCCUGGUGUUUCCUGCCAUCCUGAUGUUGGAGUAUAAGAGUAAGGCGGAGAUGGCCCACAUUCCUCAGUCUCAGGACGCCCACCAGAUGACCAUGGAGGACAGUGACCACAACCUGCAGAACACUGACAACAUCCAAAUGGAUGUCUUCAAGGAGUCCCGUAUGGACGAGGAGGUGAAAAGUGAGACGGAGGUUCUCACACGCUCCCGUCGUUUACCCAUCACACGCAAGUUCUACGCCUUCUACCACGCCCCCAUCGUCAAGUUCUGGACCAACACGUUGUGCUACCUGAGUUUCCUGAUGCUCUACUCGUUUGUGGUGUUGGUGAAACUGCCAGACUUUCCUUCGCCUCACGAAUGGGCCGUUAUCCUGUACAUCUUCACCUCCGCCAUUGAGAAGAUCCGUGAGAUGUUCAUGUCUGAAGGUGGAAAGAUCAGCCAGAAGAUCAAGGUGUGGUUUAGUGAUUACUUCAACAUCUCAGACUUCAUCGCUAUAGUGAUGUUCGGGGUGGGUUUCGGGCUGCGCUUCGGUACCGGUAAAGUCUUCAUAGCAGGCCGGAUCGUUUACUGUCUCAACAUCAUCUUCUGGUACGUCCGGCUCUUCGACAUCCUCGCCGUCAACCAGCAGGCCGGCCCCUACGUCAUGAUGAUCGGAAAAAUGGUAGCGAACAUGUUCUACAUAGUGGUGAUCAUGCUGGUGGUGUUGGUGACGUACGGUGUUCCCCGUAAGGCCAUCCUGUACCCAGACUCGGGCCCCGAGUGGUCCCUCAUCAUCGAUGUGGUGUUCCAGCCCUACUGGAUGAUGUACGGAGAGGUGUACGCCUACGAGAUCGAUGUAUGUGCGAACUCUACUGAAAACAAUGUGAUGCACCUGUGUGGGCCGGGGUCGUGGUUAACUCCAGCGCUGCAGGCCGUCUACCUCUUCAUCCAGUACAUCCUCAUGGUCAACCUGCUCAUCGCCUUCUUCAAUAAUGUGUACCUUCAGGUGAUGUCCAUGUCUAAUCUGGUGUGGAAGUAUCAGCGUUAUCACUUCAUCAUGGCGUAUCAUGAUAAACCGGUUCUUCCUCCACCGCUCAUCAUCUUAUCUCACGCUGUUUCACUCAUCAGCUCACUGUGUAAACGCAGGAAGAAGGACAGCGGCUACGGACCAAAGCUGUAUCUGACGGAGGAGGACCGGAAGAAGCUCCAUGAUUUUGAGGAGCAGUGUGUGGAGACGUAUUUUCAUGAGAAAGACGACAUGUUUCACUCAGGAAGUGACGAGAGAAUCAGAUUAACCUCAGACCGGGUGGAGACGAUGAGCAUCCAGCUGAGGGAGGUGGGGAACAAGGUGAAUUUUAUAAAGCGCUCCCUGCACUCCCUGGACUCUCAGAUCGGUCACCUUCAGGACCUGUCCGCUCUCACCGUGGACACGCUGAAGGCUCUGACGGCUCAGAGGGCGUCCGAGGCCAGCAAGGUGCACAACGAAAUCACCCGAGAACUCAGUCUGUCCAAGAACGUGGUGCCCGACACCGUCCCGCCGUCCAAAGCCUCCAUUCUGGUUCAGCGGAGCGUUUAUGCCGCUCAGUCCAACAUGGCCGACUCGCUGUUCGGGCGUGGAGUCUCGGAGGGGGCGCGCCUGCGGGCGGAGCUCACCAUGACCCCGGAGAGGAGGCUGGCGUUCGGUCCGGAGGCUGGAUCCUCCAGCGGUGCCUCGCAGCAUCCGUACCAGGACGACGACGACGACGACGGCAGCACGCCGAGCACCCAGCCUUACACGGCGACGUUUUUCGUCAGCACUCCCACACAGCCGAGCAGCUUACACACACACACACACACACUCACACACACAGACAGCACAGCGCCGGGCGAGGCUCCGAGUCCCGAGGAGGCGGCGGAGGAGUUCGGGGCCUUCGUGGGUCAUAAAGACAAUUCUGAAGGUCAAAGGUCGUUCCCUAAACAGAGUUCAGUGGGCUGCAGGCAGCUCAGCGCCAGUGCCAAGGUGGAGGGUCACAUGCGGACAGUGAACUCUUACGCUGGGUUCACAGAUCUCAACAGAAAUCCUGCUGUUCUACAGUCAAGUCUCAGUAAGCGAGACAGAAGUCAGGUUUCAGCAGAAGAUGAUCCACACCAUGAUGAUCCACGAGUCCUGUUACUGGAGAGAGGAGCUCAGGUGAGGUCGGUCCAGGCCACUUCCACUGUGACCCCGGCAGAUGAUGCCACCACCAGCAGCAGCAGCAGUGAGAAACACACCUCCUCAGCAGGCCUGUACUCUGCCCGACACAACCCCCUCAGUGCCCGUAAAGACUCCAUUGGUUCUCCGUUUAAGCCGAUGGAGGGAUAUCAGUAUUCAGCUGUGGAGCGUAAUAACCUGAUGAGAUUGUCCCAGAGUAUUCAGUUCACCCCAGUGCCCCCUAGAGGGGAACCAGUAACAGUGUACCGGUUGGAGGAGAGUUCUCCCACCAACAUAAAUAACAGCAUGUCGUCGUGGGCGCAGCGCGGCCUCUGCGCUAAGAUCGAGUUCCUGAGUAAGGAGGAAAUGGGCGGCGGCCUGAGGAGGGCGCUAAAGGUGCUGUGCACCUGGUCCGAGUACGACAUCCUCAAACCGGGUCACCUGUACAUCGUCAAGUCCUUCCUCCCCGACGUCAUCAACACCUGGCAGAGCUUCUACAGAGAGGAUACGGUCCUGCACCUCUGUCUGAGGGAGAUUCAGCAGCAGCGAGCAGCACAGAAACUCACCUUCGCCUUUAAUCAGAUCCGACCCAAAACCAUCCCCUAUUCCCCCAGGUUCCUGGAGGUGUUCCUCCUGUACUGUCACUCAGCAGGACAGUGGUUCGCUAUAGAGGAGUGCAUCACGGGCGAGUUCAGGAAGUUCAACAACAAUAACGGAGACGAGAUCGUCCCCACCAACCUGCUGGAGGAGACCAUGCUGGCCUUCAGCCACUGGAGCUACGAGUACACACGGGGGGAGCUACUGGUGCUGGACCUGCAGGGUGUUGGUGAGAUCCUGACUGAUCCCUCUGUUAUCAAGAGUGGAGAGAAGGGCUCGUAUGAUAUGGUGUUUGGACCGGCGAACCUUGGUGAUGAUGCAAUCAGAAACUUCCGUGCCAAACAUCACUGCAACUCCUGCUGUCGAAAACUCAAACUGCCUGACCUGAAGCGGAACGACUACACCCCGGAGAAAGUAACACUACAGCAGGACGAUCAACCCGAGAGCUCCGCCCCCACCACACCUCCGGGGGGCGGGGCUAAAGAACAGCGCCCCUCCAUGCGCUUGAUGCUGUGACACCCAGACACGCAUUUUUUACUCAAGGACGCAGCACCUGGCAACCCACCGUCAUCCGAGACAUCCCUCCAAAGAGAACGUGUGUGUGAGAGUGUGUAUGGUGACGUGAAUGUGUGUGUGUGUGUAUGUGUGUGUGUGUGCAGAGGACUGUGGGUAAUAAUGUUGCAUCACUGCGUGUAUAAAGAUUUUAAAGUGUUUUUAUCAGA
Messenger RNA from Trichomycterus rosablanca, 5888 nucleotides. RefSeq names its product transient receptor potential cation channel, subfamily M, member 7 (gene trpm7). Gene Ontology annotation, cellular component: plasma membrane. The record is from RefSeq and is a predicted model, not a curated record. The coding region runs from base 118 to 5682 and encodes 1854 amino acids. Gene Ontology annotation, biological process: protein phosphorylation; monoatomic cation transmembrane transport; monoatomic cation homeostasis. The transcript is spliced from 40 exons. Gene Ontology annotation, molecular function: ATP binding; protein serine/threonine kinase activity; calcium channel activity. Lineage: Eukaryota; Metazoa; Chordata; Actinopteri; Siluriformes; Trichomycteridae.